Messenger RNA from Xenopus laevis (African clawed frog), 3877 nucleotides. Its product is annotated as E3 ubiquitin-protein ligase TRIM39. The transcript has a single exon. Bases 800 to 2242 code for a protein of 480 amino acids. Lineage: Eukaryota; Metazoa; Chordata; Amphibia; Anura; Pipidae. The record is from RefSeq and is a predicted model, not a curated record.
AUUAACUGGUUCCUCAUUUGUAGACAGAUGAAAAAUCAGAAUCCCUGCUUUUUCUCUGUUCUCAGAAACUAGCUGACCCCCACUCUGAUAUUAGUGGUCCCACCCAUUCCUGCUUCAUUUAUUUACUAUUUACAUAUUUAAUAAUUUUAGAUUUUUUUUACUCUUUGCUACAAUAUUCUUUUCCAUCUCAUAUGUAAAACACGUUUAACCCAGUGAAAAGCAUUCCCCAGUUAAUAUGUUGCAGAGAUGCCCUUAUAAUGACAUCUAAAAGUUAGUGUUUUAGUUCCUCCCUUAUACCAGAAUAUAUUUAGUGGGUGACUUAGAUUAUAAAAGGCCAGCUUUCAGGAUUACUUAGGUCCCUGCUUCAGACAUGGUAUUGUCUCCUCAGUUUCUUCAAAUAAUAUUGAUUACUUGCUUCCUUCUUUCAGGAACAUUCAGUCUUUUAGCUUCCAAAGGAAAUUACCUUCAAAUUAUUCAUUAUUUCUCAAAAUGAUAGGUAAGUAAAAUAGGUAAGUAAGCAAUUAUUCCUUGGUAAAGCACCACACCAUAAAGUAGAAAAAUAUUUUUUGGUGGGGUUAAUGCCAAUGUCUCAGGGAAGAAAACACAGUUCUACUUUUAAAGCCCUUGUCCAACCCCUUCCCCCAUGUCCCUAUGAAACAUUGUACUGUGUAUGGGGUUAAACAUAAUACAUCCACGUGAUCAGGUUGUUAACAAGAAGCUAAAGUCCAAGUAAUAAACAUAAUUUACAAGGAGGGUGAGAUAAAACAAGGAAGAACUUUGAGAUUGAAUCCUUUCAGUGAUGGCAGUGGCUCUUGAUCUGAGAGAUGAGCUGAGCUGCUCCAUCUGCCUGAAUCUUUAUACUGAUCCUGUAACCCUGCCGUGUGGCCAUAACUUCUGCCUGGGCUGCAUUGGGACAACAUGGGAGUGCCAGAGGAAUAUAGGAGAAGCUCCUUCUUGCCCAGAAUGUAGGCAGAAAUACAAGCAAAAACCCGAACUGAAAAAAAAUCUGAGGUUGAGGAACAUAGCAGAGCGGUUCCUUUCUGCUGAGCCAGUGCCAGAUGGGACAGGGCUGAAUAGAAAAUGUUCUGCACAUGAUGAGCCCCUAAAGUAUUACUGCUGUGAGGAGUCUGUCUGUGUCUGUGUGUCCUGCUGUCUGGCCGGAGAGCACAGGGGCCACAGGGUGGAGCUGCUGAGUGAGGCCUCUGAGAAGAAGAAGAAAGAGAAAGUGAGGAAAGUUGUGGAGAAACUGAGGCCAGAGAGAGAGGAGACUGAGGGGCAAAUCCAGAGACUGCAGGAGCGCAGGAGAGAAGUGGAAGAAAAAGCAGCCGGUGAGACAGAGAGAGUCACUGCCCUGUUUAGAGACAUCAGGGAACAGCUGGAAACCCUAGAGAAGCGACUCCUGAGUGACAUCUCCAGCCAGAAAGAGAAGCUCUCACUCACACUCACUGAUCUGAUGGAGCAGCUGGAAAUAAAGAAGGACGAGCUGUCCAGGAAGAUCCGUCACAUUGAGGAGCUGUGCAACAUGGCAGAUCCACUCACUGUCCUACAGGAACGGGAAUCACAUGGAGCUGCAGAUAAUGAGGGGGGCAGAGAGAGACAUGAUAUAAAGGUCCCUGCUGUAGGGGAUCUGGAUGUGGAUCUGAUCUCAGAGACAUUACUCACAGGCUUAGCUGCCAUUGGGACUGGGGUAAAGGGAAGAGUAAUCCCUGGGCAGGAGGCUACAGACCUGUUACUGGAUAUAAACACGGCUGGUAAUAAUGUAUCUGUAUCAGGGGACAGGAAAUCUGCUUCUUACUCGCAUACAGAACUACAUUACCCACAAUCCCCAGAGAGAUUUACUGAUUAUACUCAGGCUUUAAGCAGCAGGAGUUUCCCCUCAGGGCGACAUUACUGGGAAGUGGAGGUCAGUGAAUCAGGUCGCUGGGGAGUAGGGACGGCCUAUCCCAGUAUAGAGAGGGAAGGGGAACAGUCCUUGAUUGGGGAAAAUAACAAUUCUUGGUGCUUGCACAGAUGGGGUAGUAUCUAUUUAGUAAGACAUGACAGGGAAGAAACUGUUUUGCCUCAAAAAGUCUUGUGUCGGAGAAUCAGGAUCUCAUUGGACUAUGAGGCCGGACAUCUGUCCUUUUAUGAGCUGAGUGAGCCAAUCAGACACUUACACACCUUCACUGCCACAUUCACUGAGCCCCUCCAUGCUGCAUUCUGGGUAGGGUGGGGUAAUACUUGGGUAAGAAUUAUUAAGUAGCAAAAGCCAACGUUGUAUUUUUGUUAUGGAAGCAAUUUUAACUAAUAGACUAAUGCUAAAUGUAUUCUCUGUCCUGGUAGGAUAGUCCAUCUGACCAGGAUAUACCCUUUUGGAAACUUUAGAGAUUAGUCACUAACUUCCCCAUUCCCUUUCUCUGUCCACAAAUCCAAUCAUUCUCCAUCCCAGCCCUCUCUUCCCUCCCAGUAUCUUUUUGUAAUGCCCAACCUCUGCUCCUUGCUUUUGGGAUGGUUUGUAUUUCUACUUGUGACAAUGUGAGGGAGCCAUGGGGAGAGCUCUUCCUAUAAGGUUACCAAUGCCUUUGGGAGGGAAGUAUUGGCCCAAAUUCCUAGUUAAUAAAAUGGGAUGAGCACAUUCCUCUUUGGAGGGUGUUGCUGAGGAGCCUCGGAGCAGAAGCCAGAGUUUUAUAAGGUUUUAGUCAGUGACAGCUACAGUCCCUCUUGUAAUUCACUCUAGAGGUGUAAGUCAGGAGAGCUUAGCAAGGGCUUGACUCAAAGAAGGACUGAUGAAGAGGAGGUAGCUCUCCCAGGUCAUCGCUUGCCUAAAGUCAAGACACACUCUACUCGAAAGGGAUUGGAAUAGCUUUAUUUCCUAAAAUGUUGCAAUCUGGACACCAGUAGGUUUCACUCUACUGCUAAUAUUAAACCUUUCUAACUCUUACCUAAAUGUCACUUCAUAGUCAGGCUCAUGUGGAUUGACUGUUCUGAGUGAGUCUUACAUUUGUGCUAAAUAAAAGCCUUUUAUUCUCCAAUAAUAGCAUUUAAUUAUACACCACUGUGAGGGCUCAUGUAAAAGGGAGGGUUGCAUCUGUAACAGUGUUCUUUAGAGAAAAGGUGAUUUGGGCCAAAAAGGUUUCAGACUGGUCUGCUGUGCAGGGAAGAAGCCUGAGCUUUCAAAGGUCUGACAAGGGGAGGGCAUCCAAACCUCCAAAAAUCAACAUCCACAUAGUGGAAAUUCAAUGAGAGUUAAAUAAGAGAAACGUGAAUGAAUGAAAAACAAGCAAAAACACUUAAUUACCCCAAAAAUUAGAGAGAUGGACCAAGGCAGAUUGUUACUGUAUGCGAGUAUCCAUCUACAUGAUAAAAUAUGAAAACAUCAGCACUAACAGGUCUUUCCUAAAGUACAAAACUUUGUAUUGGAAACGAUCAACGUUAUGAUGUAGGAAGAGGGAUAAUAUUGGAAUCUUCAGGGGGAAACUGUUUGUGGAUAAAUCAAAGUCCUGGGAUGUUAAUGUUUCAUUUGGAGAGGGACAGAGUAGUGAGUUGAAUAUGGAAAACAAGUCCAUUAUUAUUAUUAUUUAUAAUUGUGAUAUAGUAACUUUUUUUUAUGGUUUAAAUGUUUUUAUUGAGAUUUUCCAAUAAACAUACACAACAAUAUAAGAAUAAACCAAAAUUCAAGCUGCCACUGUAUGUGGUGAUCAAACCUCCAGAGGAAUUGGAUUCAGAAACCCGUGAAACACGUAGGAGAGAGCUCUUAUGUGGACUUGUAAGAUUUUACCUACAUUGGACUCAUGAACUUAUCAUGAACAAUUUGAAAGCCAUAUGACUUUGAUGGAGAAUGUGAGUAGCCACUUUUAAACUUUUGUAGAAUUUCCAGCAAAUAAACCUGAUUACGCUA